GAAGAAGAGUAGCCCAGAGAGGCUAGCUGGUCCAGACAUGUCAGAGAACUGACAGUAAUGCUAACUUGGCCGCAGUAGUUAGCGAGUUAUCAAAAAGUCUCUGGAAGCUUAAAGGAGUGAAUAAAGGGCACCACACCUCACCAAGUGGCCUGCGUAGAGGGUUGACAAACCGGUAAAACAUUACGGAUCCUGGACCUUUGAUACCUGACAACAGCUUGGUAGCUAGCAUUAGCUGGCUAGCUGUGGAGCUCCCGAAAAGUAACGUCAGGGUUUGUUUGAGACAGUCAUGUCGGCGGCCGGAGACUUCGGGAACCCUUUAAGGAAAUUUAAAUUGGUCUUUCUCGGGGAACAGAGUGUGGGAAAGACUUCGCUGAUCACCAGGUUCAUGUAUGACAGCUUCGACAACACUUACCAAGCCACAAUAGGAAUAGAUUUCCUGUCGAAAACCAUGUAUCUUGAAGACAGAACAAUCAGGUUGCAGUUGUGGGAUACAGCAGGGCAAGAGCGGUUUCGUAGCCUUAUCCCGAGUUACAUCAGAGACUCUGCUGCUGCCGUUGUAGUGUAUGACAUUACAAACGUCAACUCUUUCCAGCAAACCACAAAAUGGAUUGACGAUGUGAGAACAGAGAGAGGAAGUGAUGUCAUUAUCAUGUUGGUGGGAAAUAAGACAGACCUUGCGGACAAAAGACAGAUAACCACAGAAGAGGGAGAACAGAGAGCGAAAGAGAUGAAUGUUCUGUUUAUUGAAACAAGUGCAAAGACAGGCUACAAUGUCAAACAGCUUUUCCGUCGCGUGGCAGCCGCCCUGCCUGGCAUGGAUACCACACAGGACAAGAGUAGAGAGGACAUGAUUGACAUAAAGCUGGAGAAGCCACCAGAGCAACCCGUCAAUGACGGAGGCUGUUCCUGCUAAUGCCAGCCUAUUUCACUGCUAAAUAUUUCUCUUACUGGGUUUUUCCGUAUCUGUAUCUCACUGCACCUGUCUCUGUUCCCCAGCCUGAAAGAGAACACUAAAUCCGUUAUCCUCGCCAUUGUGGAACCCCUACUCUGUCAUCUGGAUGCUCUGAAAGUAAUAUUUGCACUCUUAACACACAUACGUUGAAAUGGUAUUUACAGCUGUUUUUGUGAUUUCAAACAGACAAAGAUGGCAGCAGGACACUAAUAAGUCAUAUUGCUGUAGUUUGUGUCUAAAAGAUGAGUUUUUGAACCAAAUUGAAUGAAAGAAAAUGUGUGUUUACAAGACAAAAUCAAGGUAUGUGUAUAGGAGUGACAAUAUUCUUUAAAAAAUGUUAAACAUUGCUUUAAGUUUCAUAAGAACAAUGUGGAUGUUUUAUGCAUUCGUCAGUUAACAUGACGUGUGUUGUUGCAAUUGACUGGCAAGGAUUCAUUCAUGAGUUGUGUAAACAACAAACUGUUCUUUUUUACAACUGAUUGGAAAUAAUGUAUGGAAACGGUUUGCAAAGUUGCAAAUCAGCGGGGACAUCUCAAUGUCGACACGUUUGCCGUUGGAACCGUGAACCUAGUUUAAACUGAGUGUGCGCUUUGUGGUGCCUCUACCAGCAGAGUCAGCUCUCCCAACAUGUACCAGCGUGAUAUGACGAGCCGACACACAGUCACACACACCAGAGCGUCUCAGACUAACACACGACACAUACUACAAGAGCAACACUACUGCUGCACACUUCCACCCACCCACAUUACCGUCCUUCCUCUCUUCCCACACUUGUUCCUUGAGACGCGUUAUUUUUACCUUGGAUUCCAUUUUCUAUUACCUUUUUAUUUAGAUCUAUCUUUAAUUUUUUUUUUUUUUUUCCUGAAGACUACAGCAGUCAUAGAUUAAAACUUAUUUCUUUGAUGAUAGUCUUUGAGGAGGAUUUUCUCAUAUUAAGAGUCAUAAUCAUAAAACCCACCAUAAACCAGAUAUGGAGACAUAUGCCUUUUGGCGUUUAAUUAUAGAGGGCUUCCUUGACUUUUGGGUUUAUCUAGUUAAGUUUGGUAUGAUGUUUUAUAAACACGCAAUACUUUGUUUUCUUUUGCUUGUUUUUAUUUUUUGGCAUUGAUUUUUUGUUAGUGAUUAUUCUACAUGUGUAUUUAAUCCACAAUGACUUCUUGUAAUAUUUAUUUCUAUUGGAUUCAUCUUUUUUUUAUGGCUGUUAAUAUCUUCACUUUUUGGUAUGAGUCCUCGCUAAUAAAAUAUGCAUCCAUCUGGACCACCUUUAACAGAAUCAGUAGAGUGUCUGCUGUUCACUCUGUCACCUUUUUAAAUGGCAAUUUGAUCAAACUGAUAAAACCAUGCAAUGUUUGUGUGUGCUUAUUGAGGAGAGUCUGACUUGUAUAGCAUAGUAGUCCUUAACGUUUCUGUCUGGAAUGGUUUUAAAUGAAAGAAUAAAAAUACACUUGUCACUGC
Messenger RNA from Micropterus salmoides (largemouth bass), 2407 nucleotides. RefSeq names its product ras-related protein Rab-6A. The transcript has 8 exons. Gene Ontology annotation, molecular function: GTP binding; GTPase activity. The coding region runs from base 287 to 913 and encodes 208 amino acids. NCBI's taxonomy places the organism in Eukaryota, Metazoa, Chordata, Actinopteri, Centrarchiformes, Centrarchidae. The record is from RefSeq and is a predicted model, not a curated record.